AAAAUCCUAUGGGACCAAAGAAAACUAUAUUUAAUAUUUAUUCAUGUGAAAGGUUUAUAAACUAUACAUGGAUACAGAUAGAAUUCAAAACUUAAUCUAAAGAUGUUAUUUCAUGUAAAAUAAUUGCUUAAACUUGUUAAAUCGCUGUCAAAUGACAAGGAAGUAAAUUGAUACGAUUAUCACCAAUAGAGACGGCAAAAUAUUACGGAGCAGUGUAAACUUAAAACAAGAAAAGGAUUUUUCUUUUGUUUAGACAUGGCUGUACCAGGGAAAAAGAUACCCAAAACAUUUUCAUCAUCAUCAACUAUGGGGUCUGAUGAAGACCUUAAAGUUUAUUGCCAGCCAUGCGACCGUGAUGGUCCUCAACUCCCUGCCCAUGGCUAUUGUGUUGACUGCAGGGAGCAUCUGUGUGAGACCUGCUUUGUAGUUCACAAGAGACAUACCCUUUCAAGGCAUCAUACACUUCUAGAUAAAAACAGCAUGCCACAAAGCAUUUCUUCAGUCUCUGUUCAUCCAACACAGCCUGACAACUUUACCAAAUCCUGCCCUAAACAUACAAAAGAAAUCAUCAAGUUCUACUGUCAGAACCACAAAGCACUACUAUGCAGUGUAUGUGUUACACUUGAACACACAGGUACAUCUUGCAAAGUUAACUACAUCCCCGAUAUUUCUGGCCAAGUCAUAAACAGCAAAGAACAUCAAGAUAUCUUGAAAGCAAUGGAUAACGUUACUGAGCAAUGUCGCAAGAAAUCAGAAGAUGUGAAGAAAAUUACUGCAAAGUCCAACAGUUCUUUGGCAGAUGUAUUGGCCGAUAUAAAGAAGUUUCGGACAGAAAUAAACCAAAGACUAGAUGAACUAGAAAGACAAGCAGAAGAUGCAGCAAAGACAAUCCAAAAAGAAAAUAACAAGAACUUGAAGACAGUACAAACAGCUUGCGAUGAUGUAACAAAAUCACUGAAGACAACAUCUGACUCCAUUAAACAUCUCAACACAUCCAAACAAGCAGACAAACUUUUCAUGGAGCUAAAAUUAGCUGAGCAAAUGAUCAAAGAUUAUGAGAAACGUGUCCACGACCUAGAAGCAUAUGAUGUCAAGGAGUACAACUUUAAAGAAAAUAAAGCAAUAUCAACCCUACUUGAAAAGGAGAGUUCACUAGGUACAUUAGCAGAGAAAUCAUUAAAACAACCGAGUCCUCCUCCACAUGUUGAUAUAAAAUCCAGACAAACUUCACAUCAGGGUAAAAUCUGUGUCAAAACAUCAAAAGAUAAAAACAUAUGCUGGAUAAAAGGUAUGAUUCUGCUUACUCCUGAUCUACUUAUCAUCACUGACUGUGGUAACAAGGCUGUAAAAAUGGUGGAUACCAGCAGUCAAUCUGUUACUUAUCAAUUACAACUAGAUACUGGGCCAUGUGAUGUCACCUCAGUUACCAGUACAAAGCUUGCUGUCACACUUCCUGUCAAUCACAAUAUUCAGUUUAUAUCAGUCUCCUCAAACAAACUCAAGAAGAAACAAACUCUGAAGGUUGAUGGAUAUUGUUUUGGUAUAAGUUACUGUCAGGGGAAACUUGUUGUGUCAUUUCGGUAUUCUGGAAAACUCCAAAUUCUUGAUACCAAUGGUACUAUACUGACAACAGUAAAGGGAGAAAAUAUUUUCAGCAGGCCAGAAUAUGUUACCACUAACACUAAUUCUAUCUAUGUAUCUGACAGGGAACUGGCAACAACAACAAAAUUAAACUGGCAGGGUGAGGUGAUUGGUAGUUAUGGUGGUAUGACUGAGCCUAAAGGUAUAACACUGUCAGAUGAUGGUUCUGUUUUUGUGUGUGACUACAGCAGAAAAGUUAUAGAAGAGAUAGCAGGUGACUUUUCUACAGGAAAGGUUGUGUUGAAGGACCUCAAUGAUCCCAAUGCUGCCUGUUUGUGUGCUGACACAUGUAAACUAUACUUCAGCUGUUUUACUGGACAAGACAAACAUGACAACUUUCUUCAAGUCUUCAAGCUCUCAUAACCAGAACAAAACUCAUCAGCAGUUGAACCAAUGUAUACUGUGACAUCAUUUAUAGUCAUGGGGGACUAAUUUCUGUUGAUUUUGUGAUUGUGUCAAUCAAUGACAAACUAAGAAUAAUCCUACAUAUUCUAUCUUUAAAUGAACAUGCCUCCAAAUAAACAUCAGAUUCUUUAAAAAUAGACAGCAGUUGGUAUUAAUUAUCUAAACUGAUAAACUAGGACUGUUUAAAUAGAUUUUUAAUGUGUAUGGUUCAGAGUAUAACAAAAUUCCCUCUAUUUUACAUUAAGUGUGACAUAACACUUUUGAGACUUUUCCACAUGUUUUUUUUUCUUACUAAAAGAGUGUUUACUUAACAGAAUUUGUGUGUUAUCAACAAUAUUUUCAGUUUUAAGAUCGGUAUGCAAAACUGUACAUGUCAUCCAAAUUUCAAGGCCGUAUCUUGUAGUUUCAAACAAGAAGAUUUUUAAAGUUUUUUCCUAUAAGUCUAUGUAAAACUUGGGACCUCCAGGGCAGGGCCUCUUUUUCACCCCUGGGUAAUAAUUUGAACAAUCUUGGUAAUGGACCACAAGGAAAUGCUACAUGUCAAAUAUCAAAGGCCUUGGUCCUGUGGUUUUAGACAAGCAGAUUAAUUUUUGAAGUUUUUUCCUAUACAAGUCUAUAUAAACCAUGUGACUCCCUGGGCGGGGCCAUAUUUGACUCUAGAGGGCUAACUUGAACAAUCUUGGUAGAAGACCACUAGCUGAUGUUACACAUAAAAUAUCAAAGCCCUAACCCCUGUGGUUUAAAACAAGAAGAUUUUCAAAGUUUUUCCCUAUAUAAGUCUAUAUAAACCAUGUGACCCCAAGGGCAGGGCCAUAUUUGACCCUUGGGGGAUAAUUUGAACAAUCUUGGUAGAGGACUUCUAGAUGAUGCUACAGACCAAAUAUCAGAGGUCCUGUGGUGUCUAUGUAAACCAUGUGACUGACAGGGCGGUGCCAUAUUUGACCCAAGGGGGAUAAUUUGAAAAAUCUUGGUAGAGGUCACCUCUAGAUGAUGCUACAUGCCAAAUAUCAAAGCCCUAGGCCCUGUGGUUUUGGACAAGAAGAUUUUCAAAGUUUUCCCUAUAUAAGUCUAUGUAAACCAUGUGACCCCCAGGGUGGGGCCAUGUUUGACCCUAGGGGGAUAAUUUGAAUAACCUUGGUAGAGGACUAGUAGAUGAUGCUACAUACCAAAUACAGAAGCCCUGUGGUUUUGGACAAGAAGAUUUUUAAAGUUUUUCCCUUUGGUUGCCAUGGCUACCAGAGUUCUACAUGGAUUUCAAUUCUUUGGGCAGACCCUUUUUAAAUAUUUUAAAGGUAUUUGUACUUCAAUAAAUAUUUUUGUUGUUUUAUUAUCCCUUUUAUAAACUGUAUCUUCUCUAUUUCUAGUUUAGCUAGUCAUUUUAGAGUUUUUUCAUACAGAAUACAAAUAUCUGAAAUAAAAAUCAAAUCCUCCCCCACCCACCUUACUUUUAAAGGAAACUUUAGAUAAUAAGCUAGUAAUUAACUCAUUGUGGCCUUAUUUGUACAAUACUGAAGAAGAACAACAAUGACAGUAAAACAGAAAGCUGUUAAAAUCCUAAGGGACCAAAGAAAACUAUAUUUAAUAUAUAUUCAUGUGAAAGGUUUAUAAACUUAUACAUGGAUACAGAUAAAAUUCAAAACUUAAUCUAAAGAUGUUAUUUCAUGUAAAAUAAUUGCUUAAACUUUAAAUCGCUGUCACAUGACAAGGAAGUAAAUUGAUACGAUUAUCACCAAUAGAGACGGCAAAAUAUUACGAAGCAGUGUAAACUUAAAACAAGAAUAGGAUUUUUCUUUUGGUAUGUAAUUUAAAAACAAUAAUUUUUUUUUUAUCAUUCUAGAGUGCUAACAAAGUUUUUCUCUUAUGUGACCCAGUAUCAGACCCCAGCUUACCCAUUAAGAAAUAACAGAGAUAUAAAAUUCAUGAAAUAUUGCAAACAUAUUUAUGAACCUUGUCUCAUAAUUGGGUGAAAAUAAAAAAAUGAAGCCUU
Molecule: messenger RNA, 4033 nt
Organism: Mercenaria mercenaria
Lineage: Eukaryota; Metazoa; Mollusca; Bivalvia; Venerida; Veneridae
Exons: 2
Coding region: 256-2004 (582 amino acids)
Biological process (GO): positive regulation of DNA-templated transcription
Cellular component (GO): nucleoplasm; chromatin
Molecular function (GO): ubiquitin-protein transferase activity; zinc ion binding
Source: RefSeq, a predicted model, not a curated record